AUGAAUUUUGACGCUGUAAAUAAGCUGAGUAUAGCAUUUGCUGUCAUGGUGUUCUGUAUUUUCGCUUUGACCUCUUUCUUGGUUGCUUCAAGCUUAUUUUACGCCGUCUACAAGGAAAGGAAGCUACGCAUACCUUCGGCCAUGCUGGUGUUGAACCUGUGUGCUGCAGGACUUCUUGUAGGAGUUGUAUCAGGGUCUUUUACAUUGCUGGCCGACGUACUGCAGUUAAGCUCUUGCGAGUCUUCGCAAUUCAGUUACUUGAAAAGUUACGUUGAAGCAUUUUCCAUGAGUAUAUAUUUUCAGGCCUUGUUCAUUAUUGCCGUUAUGAGAUAUGGCCUGGCUCUGUGCGGAGAAAAACUUUGUCGCGUUUCCAUGAAGCAAAUCGGAGUUUUCAUCAGUUUAACGUGGAUCAUUUCUUUAGUUUAUGCAGCGCUUGUGUCAUUUUACGAACAGCAAGAACGUAUCAAUUUCGCCGCAUACCCACGGGGAGUAGCUGCAGCACAAUUUACAUUUCUCGGUCUCAUGCAUUUUGGAGCAAUGUUUAUUUACGGAAACUUGGUCAUUUAUUUUCACCAAAAGAAGGACAAUUUACCACCAGAUUUUUACAGCAUCGACUCUAGCAGCCGACGAAUCGCGCAAAGGAAUAUUCGCGUAUCGAUUAAGAAUAUUCAAAUGACUGCUCUACUCGUGGGUACGUUAAGCGCAUGUCAUUUACCGAAUCUCGUCGUUCUGGUUACGGCCAUGUUGACCGGUCAGCUGUCACACAAAGCAAAAGUAUUCACGGUCGCUUUGAUUCAUUGUGGAACUGUCAUUCAUUUCGUUCUUUACGGAUAUCUUAACAAGCGGUUUAAGCGGAUUAUUAGACCGAUGAAGCAUCGAUUUAUUGACAGAGUGACAAACAGGAAAAGGAGGAGAAAGAUCAACGAGUUUCUUCCACCCAGUUACCUUUCAACUUCUUCCGGUGGAAUUAGUUUCAACAACUCGCGAGACAAUUCAGAGCUGACACGAAGUAAACUUGCUUUUUUAUAUCGAUGA
Messenger RNA from Porites evermanni, 1035 nucleotides. The record is from the annotation of a GenBank genome assembly. NCBI's taxonomy places the organism in Eukaryota, Metazoa, Cnidaria, Anthozoa, Scleractinia, Poritidae.